Molecule: messenger RNA, 1152 nt
Organism: Adineta ricciae
Lineage: Eukaryota; Metazoa; Rotifera; Eurotatoria; Adinetida; Adinetidae
Source: the annotation of a GenBank genome assembly
AUGAUCAUUCUAUUGCAGCUAACACUCGAUCAAUUUUCUUCACGUCUGUCUAAUUCAGAUCCUUUUUUGAACGACAUUAUUGAACGCGCACUGAUCAUUCUCAACCACAAACAAUUUCAGGACAAAAUUCUCAACGAAUUAUGCUCGAAAGUAGUCAAAACUCGUUCAAGUGACUGUGAAAAUCUUCGACAGUUUGUCCAAGAUGGUUGUUCUCGAUUGAAAAUUGAAGUUUGUGUCCAGAUGUUAAAUGUACCCGAUGCUCUGAUGCAAUGUGAAGCAGGCGGUUAUGAUGAAAACAAGUCAUGUACCAUAUUUAUCAAUCAAUCGUGGUACAAACGCAUUUUGCAAAUUGAACCGAAUGAAAAAGAAUAUAGUUUUCAUGUUGUUCUCGGUCUUAUCAAGCUAAUUCGUGAAGUUUGUUAUUGUUGUACUAAUGUUUUUUGUGCAUUCUCUUCCAUAGUCAAUGCUGAGGAAAAUAAAACCAAGAUAACGCCAUUUUCGAUUGGACGUAAGAUUGUGCAAACGUCACCCCAGGCGAAAGUCUCACCAUCGAAAAGAAAAUCAAAACACGGUCGAUCAUUCCGGCGACUGGAUCCGUUGAAAUCUGAGCCGGUUCCGGUACAGCUCUUCUCGAUUCCGGCACAGUUUUCGCCGAUUCCAGCAAGUUCCUUGCCGCCGGAUUCCGGCCGGAGUUGUACAGCAAAUAUCCGAUCAGUUCCUGGCUGUCUCCAGCUCGAAGUUUGCAGGAAAUGGUCGGGAAAUGACUGGAACCUACGUAUCGACAAUUUCGAUAACUUCAAAGUUCCAUUCGAUCAAUUGUUCGACGCAAAUCAAACAACAGAAAGCUCAUCAUCUCAUGCCACUCCAACUCGUGGUAAACGACAAAAACUAAAUCAUGCUCAUUCUGAUUCUUCUCUAUCAUCAUCAAGUUCUGCUAGUGCGAGUUCGAUCCAUAUGGAUAACUUAUGCAACAUUGAUCCAAAUGAUCCAAACGUUUUGUACCCACCAUUUUAUAUUCCACCUCCAGGUUUUGUUCCGCGCUCACCGAAUUCAACAGAAGAUGAAGAUGAUGACGACGAACCAUAUCGUGUUAACGGAAUGCCGCCGGGUUUUCGAGGUUAUUUUCAAUUAUUUUGCUAUAUUUAUCAUUGA